This is a messenger RNA of Diabrotica balteata, 2909 nucleotides long. NCBI's taxonomy places the organism in Eukaryota, Metazoa, Arthropoda, Insecta, Coleoptera, Chrysomelidae. The record is from the annotation of a GenBank genome assembly.
CUGCAGUCUACACUCGUGUUGUUAUCAACUAAAUGCAUCAUGUGGGGAAUACUUCUCUUAUCAAUACUUGCUUCAACAACGGCUUCAGAUCCAGAUCCAGAACUUUUUCCUGUUCAAAGAACUGCCAGAGCAGAAGAAAUCUCUACUAAUGAGUAUUUGUUAUCAACACCAGUUAUUCCCACACACUAUGAUAUCGGCUUAACAGUUCCCUUGGAGGCUUUAACUGGAGGGAAUACAAGCUAUGACGGAACUGUUAAUAUAACUUUGAGUGUUACUGAACCAACGAAUACUGUUCAAUUUCAUUCACUUGUAAAUAUUAUUAGCAUAUCCUUUACUGAUCCGUCUGUUGUGAUACAAAAUUAUACACUCAACUCAACUAAGGAAACGGUAUCUAUUUUUUUAAACAGUAACCUAAAUACUAGUACGACGUACAGGCUCAAUAUCCAGUUUAAGGGAAAUUUGGAAAAAGUUAAGAUGAACGGAUUUUAUAGAAGUGACUAUGUGAUUAACGGUACUAAAGAGUAUCUGGCUACAACCCAAUUUGAGUCAACUCAUGCUAGAAGAGCAUUUCCAUGUUUUGACGAACCAGGAUUGAAAGCUACUUUUCAGUUGACUUUAACACAUCCCUCGGAAUUCAAUGCUAAGUCAAAUACGCCAUCCCAGUCGCAGGCAGUAGCACAAACAACAAAUACUACGACAACUGUUUUUGUACAAACCCCUAAAAUGUCUACAUACUUGAUAGCCUUUGUAAUAUCCAAAUAUAAUUGCACGUCGGGUACAAAUUUAGGUACUGAUUUUGGAGUAUGUUCAAGAACAGAUUUAUCUAGCGACAGAGAUGAAGCCUUGCAGUAUGGUAUGAGGAUUUUAGAAGCGUUUGAUCAAUAUACUGCUAGUCCCUAUAAUUUGACCAACUUAAAGAAAUUGGAUCAGUUUGCCAUUCCUGAUUUUAGUGCUGGAGCCAUGGAAAACUGGGGAUUAGUUACUUACAGGGAAUAUUCACUUACCUCGAAUAAAGACCAAACAUCAAGAGCUCUUAGGCAAAAUAUGCUUUCGAUAAUCGCUCACGAAUUUGCACAUAUGUGGUUCGGAAAUCUAGUGACUACAAAAUGGUGGGAUACAACUUUCUUGAAUGAAGGCUUCGCAAGAUAUUUCCAAUACUUUAUUUUAACCAAAAUUAAUGAUUUAAGUGACUUUCAAAUGGAUAAACAGUUUAUAGUUGAACAACAACAAACAGCAUUUGUAGAAGAUGCGUCCCCAAGUUCUCGUUCACUUACGUCUGCAGCAUGGACACCGGCUGAAAUAAGCAACAAAUUUAAUACAAUAUCAUACAACAAAGGAGCUUGCAUCUUAAGAAUGAUAGAGAACUUAAUUGGUUCUUCUACUUUUCAGACAGCUUUGCAAAACUAUCUAAAUGCUACUGCUUAUGGUUCAGGAACCACGGAAAAAUUAUGGGUAAAUUUUCCUAGCAACAGUCCUGCAUUACCUCAAAACGUAACUUUUAACGAUUUUGUAGAUAAUUGGACAAAUAAACCUGGGUUCCCAGUCGUGAGUGUAGUUUUUAAUGGAAAAAAUGUUACAUUUUCACAGAAACGAUUUUUAUACAGUGGAAACAAUAAGACUCAGUGGUACGUACCGAUCACUUACAGAUUGUCAAAUAGUUCUUCAUAUGAAACAUUUUGGUUAGCACCCAAUAGUUCUGUAACACUACUAAAUAAUUUAACUGAAAAAGACUGGUUAAUUGUAAAUGAUGAUUCUAGAGGUUACUACAGAGUUAAAUAUUGCACAAGAUUAACGCAAAGAAUAAAAUCUUUAUUAAAUCAAAAUCACACUCAAAUUUCGGAGUUAAACAGAGCUCAAAUAAUAGACGACUCACUUAAUCUAGCUAGGGCUGGAUACAUUAAAUAUUCCGAAGCUUUUGAACUUCUGAAAUAUUUAAAAAAUGAAACUAGUUACUUCCCCUGGUUUACUACUAUUAGAAAUAUGGAUUAUUUAGUGACAAGAUUGGGAGCCAAUACAGAGCUGGGAAAAAGAACAAAUGCUAUGGUAUUAGAUCUCAUAAGUCAGAUUUCAGCCAACGUUUCCUCUACUAAAUGGGAAGAAAUUGAUCAAGUUACUGCUUUGAAACUACAAAGAGUGUGGGCAGAUGCUUGUAAAAGAGGUCAAGCAAGUUGUAUUUCCGAGACAAAGAGACUGUUUGAGGCAUUCAGAUUAAACAAAACUAGCGUAAACCCAAAUAUAAGAGAUGUAGUAUACUGCAAUGCCUUAAGAAAUAGUAACAACAUUGCCGCUGAUUGGGAGUUCCUAUGGAACAGGCUGUUGAGCUCUAUUCAUCCUCAGGAAGAUCUUUAUAUCUUGCUGAGUUUAGGAUGUACAAAACACAAACCCUACUUAACAAGAUUAUUGGAUGCAACCACAAAUUCAUCAGUAAUAAAACUUCAAAACCUAUUUACCGUAUGGACUUCAGUUGCUUCUGCCAGUAAAGAAGGUUUAGAUCAUGCUUUUGAAUAUUUCGUUAACAACUACAAAAAAAUUAUUGAAUAUUAUCCCGAGGGUAUAUCAUUAUUAUCUCAAUUGACGAACAGAUUUACAAGUAAUGCGGAGGUAACAAAGUUGCAACAAUUCGCUGAUCGGCUAGAGAAGAACUCAACAAUUAGAUCUGCUGCAAAUUCAGCUUUAACUACAGCAAAACAGAAUUUACAAUUUAGGUCUCGAAUUGAAGAUGACCUUGACGAUUACUUCGGUAUUGAUAAAUCCGGGUCUCCAGUAAAUUCUUUUGGGAUAUUACUACCUUUAUUAUUGUUAAGUGUAGCUUUAUUUAUGUAGAUAUCUGAUAAGAAGACCUGCUUAGAAAUAUUGAUGUACAUAAAAUUUUAUUUUUCAAUGCUAAUUAUAAAAUAAUUAAAUAUUAA